Molecule: messenger RNA, 1405 nt
Organism: Symphalangus syndactylus (siamang)
Lineage: Eukaryota; Metazoa; Chordata; Mammalia; Primates; Hylobatidae
Gene: TEX48
Product: testis expressed 48
Source: RefSeq, a predicted model, not a curated record
CCUGCUUCCAUGGACAUUUGUCUAUCUUGUGUCUUGUUCACUGCUAUAUCUCCAGCACCUAACAAUACCUGGCACAUGGCAAGUUUUCAGUAAAUACAUGUUAAAUAAAGGAAGAAAAAAAAAGAAAAAAGCUUGGCUGGGCUCAGUGACUCAAGCCUAUAAACCCAGCACUUUUGGAGGCUGAGGCAGGAGAUCUCUUCAGCUGAAAAAUUCGAGGCGAGCCUGGGCAAUAUGACAAAAUCCCAUCUCCAGCAAAACAAAAACAAAAACAAAAAAACUAUAAUCGGGCAUGGUAGUGCGAGCCUGUAGUCCAAGCUACUCAGGAGGCUGAGGCAGGGAAAUCGCUUGAGCCUGGGAGGUUGAGGCUGGAGUGAGCCCUGAUGGUGCCACUACAGUCCAGCACGGGUGUCAGAGUGAGCCCCUGUCUCAAAAAAUAAAAAAAAAAAGAAAAAGAAAAAGGAAAAAGCUCAUGAACUAGUAUCCAGACUGUCAACAAUAGGCAGUUAGAAGACAACGUUUCAACAAGUAUUUAUUGAGCAUUUACCAUGAGUUAGGCAGUCACUGUACAAUAACAGGCUGUGUACAGGAAAACAUGGUGGGCCAGCGUGGGAGUGCUGUGGGAGCACAAGAGAGGGACUCCUAACUUAUCCCGUGCCUUCCUGUAGCCCCUGAGCUGAAUCCUGGAGUUUGAUGAUUGAAGUGUUGAGGAAACAGCCCAGCCCGUUGAAUUGGACUUAAACUCAAGAUUGGCUGAUUCAACAAGGCAUCCCUGCAGACAAAGCUGGCAGAGUAGAAGUUUCAACUCCUUUCCAUGGCAGCCCACCAAAACCUGAUCUCGAAGAUCUUCUGUUUAUGCUGCAGGGACUGUCAGGAGCCCUAUGUCAUCGAUGACUCCAAGGUUCCCAGUCAAACCCAAGAGCACAAGCCAUGAACCCAAAAUUUGCAGCUUCGGAAGGAUGAGCUUGACAGACAAAAUCCCAAGCGCAUUAACGGAGUCUCCCAUUUGCCUUCGAGAACGCCCCUGAUCCAGCCAAAAAAGAGCACUUCCUCCAGCAGCAGUGAGUUUGAGGACCUGAAUGCAUAUGCUUCCCAAAGAAAUUUUUACAAGAGAAACUUAAACCGCUACUGCCAGGAGCACUGGCCAUUCCAGCCAUGCCUCAUUGGGAGGCCCUGAGCAUUCUAGCCGGCGGCUGCACAGCUGCUGGGGUGUCUCCACGAGGAAGAGGGCGGUGGACAGGAGUCAUGAAGACUAAUUCGGAAACUCCCCUGAAGCUCCCCUGAAGGAGGAGAAGACGUCUGAGCCAUCCUUGUGCCACCAAGCAAGAGUCACUCCAGCUCCUAAAAAAGCCACCAUGGGAAGAGCUGCCUCCAAUUAAAGUUCGUGAUUGCACGUGAUUGCACCAGA